This is a messenger RNA of Phoenix dactylifera (date palm), 623 nucleotides long. Lineage: Eukaryota; Viridiplantae; Streptophyta; Magnoliopsida; Arecales; Arecaceae. The record is from RefSeq and is a predicted model, not a curated record.
AGAACGAGGUGUCUCAAGAUGAGAACUUGGGAGCAUCGGCAGCGAUGGCUGAGAGGGAGGCGCCAUCAACUGCAGAGAAGACAGAAAUUGCGGGAUCAAACAGGGAGGAAUUGAACUCCAAGGCAGAUUUGAACUCCAAAGCACAUGAUAACCCAUUGCCAGAAGCAAAAACAGAGAGUGGAGGUUCAUGCAAGGACAGUGAUGUUUCAGUGAUCUCAAGGCCUUCUAUGCCAGAGGAAGAUGAUCUUGGGUGGGAUGAGAUCGAAGAUCUCGGGGAGCAUGAUGAUAAGAAAAUUAGUAAUUCAAGUGGUAGUUCUUUUAAGGUGGAUCUACACAAGAGACUGAGUGCUGCUGAAGAUGAUGAGGAUCUGAGUUGGGAUAUAGAAGAUGAUGAUGAGCCUGCCAACCCUUGAUUCAAGGGCAUAAUAAUAUGAAUAGGAUCAUUAGGAACGAAGAAUGGUACAAACUUGAAGUUGGUGCGAUUGUAUAGAAGAAUUUUAAUAUUUUUAAUUGACUAUAAAUUUAUAGAUGAUGACUUUUUGAAUUUUGAGUUUAUAGGUUUUGGAUAUUUAAAUUUGGAUUUAAUCGUUCUAAAUCCACUCGUUAUUUAUUUAUUUACUGGA